AUGGCUACAAAAGGAGCAUAUAGAAGAUUAACAAAAGAAUAUUUAGCUAUCCAAAAAAACCCGCCUCCUUUUAUAACAGCAAAACCAUUAGAAAGUAAUAUUUUAGACUGGUAUUAUGUUAUUCAAGGCCCACCUGAUACACCUUAUGAAGGUGGUGAAUAUUAUGGUCGAAUUACUUUUCCAGCUGAAUAUCCUUUUAAGCCACCUUCUAUUCGAAUGACAACACCAUCAGGUCGAUUUCAGCCAGAUACUCGUCUUUGUUUAAGUAUGAGUGACUUUCAUCCAAGUACAUGGAAUCCAAGUUGGUCGAUUGCGACCAUUUUAAAUGGUUUAUUAAGUUUUAUGGUCAGUGAUGAGGCUACUACAGGCAGUAUAAAGACAGGUGUUCAUGAAAAGAAAAUAUUCGCAGCGAGAUCUCAUCUAUGGAAUAUUCGAAAUCCAAAAUUUAGAGGUAAAACUGAAAUCAAAGAAUUCAUACAUGCAUAUAUAUAUAUAAAUGUACUCAUAAAUCUGUGUCUGUAUAGAGGUUUUCCCUGA
Molecule: messenger RNA, 537 nt
Organism: Cokeromyces recurvatus
Lineage: Eukaryota; Fungi; Mucoromycota; Mucoromycetes; Mucorales; Mucoraceae
Product: ubiquitin-conjugating enzyme/RWD-like protein
Exons: 4
Coding region: 1-537 (178 amino acids)
Source: RefSeq, a predicted model, not a curated record